Molecule: messenger RNA, 2222 nt
Organism: Sarcophilus harrisii (Tasmanian devil)
Lineage: Eukaryota; Metazoa; Chordata; Mammalia; Dasyuromorphia; Dasyuridae
Gene: EGFL8
Product: EGF like domain multiple 8
Exons: 9
Coding region: 140-1027 (295 amino acids)
Biological process (GO): anatomical structure development
Cellular component (GO): cell surface; extracellular region
Molecular function (GO): calcium ion binding; signaling receptor binding
Source: RefSeq, a predicted model, not a curated record
AUAUCUAGCCCAACCCCUUCUCUCUUAGCUUUCCUACUUGAUCCUGCCUGAGACUUUUGUCUGCAGCAAUUCCCAGUGGACUGAGGGAGAGAGAGAAAGCCCAGGAUAGCAACGUGUGACCCCUCAUAUACAAGUGAUCAUGGGGUCUGGGGUCCGGGUUUUGCUGUGCUGUCUGCUAGUGGGGUUCUCAGUCCUGCUCUUUUUUGGGGGGCAGAGGGCGAAUGGGGACCUUCCAUACAGCAAGGGAGUUUGCUCCAGGCAGACCUUGGUGAUUCCUCUAAGAUACAAUGAAUCCUACAGCCAACCAAUAUACAAACCUUAUUUGACACUGUGUGCAGGUCAGCGGAUCUGCAGCACUUACAGGACCACAUACCGCGUGGCAUGGAGGGAGGUUCAGAGGGAUGUGCAGCAGUUUCAUGCCAUAUGUUGUCAGGGUUGGAAGAAGAAGCACCCAGGGGCACUGACCUGUGAAGAAGCCAUUUGUCCUAAGCCCUGUCAGAAUGGAGGGAUUUGCAUUCAGCCUGACCAGUGCGAAUGCACCCCAGGCUGGGGAGGGAAGCAUUGUCACAUGGAUGUAGACGAAUGCAGCACUGGCAUCAUUCUUUGCUCUCAUAGCUGUUCCAACACCCUGGGCAGCUUCACUUGCAGCUGCCCAAAAGGUCUAGUUCUCGGGACCAAUGGAAGGACUUGUGAGGAGGUCCCCUCUGAACCACUUCCCAGUCCCAGUAUCCUUAGUUUGACAGUUCGGGAGGCGAAGAAAGAAAAGCAUUCCCUGAGGCUGAAGGUUGGAGAAUUACGUGGGCGACUGGAGGUCUUGGAGCAGUGGGCUGGGCAGGUGAGUGCCUGGGUUCGAGCUGUGCUGCCAGUGUCUCCUGAAGCGAUCCGACCUGAGCAGGUGGCAGAACUAUGGGGGCGAGGAGACCGCAUAGACUCGCUUAGUGAUCAAGUGCUGCUUCUGGAGGAGAAACUGGGCGCCUGUUCUUGUGAGGACAACAGCCUGGGUCCAGGUCUCAACCACGGCAGAUAAAAGCCCUUUUGGACAGCAACACUUUCUAUUUUCAAUGCCUGCCCUCCACCUUCUUUGCCCAGGGAAAUUAUUACUAAAGGAAUUAAAACAGCUGCAAAUCUGGACAGAAAAUGUCAUCUGCAUGCAGAAACAGAACUAAGGAGAUUGAAUGUAAAUCAAUACAUGCUAUGUUCACUUCUUUUUUCUUUAUCUCUCCCAUGGUUUUCCCUUGUGCUCUGAUUUUUCUCUCCCAAUAAUUCAUAAAGCAAUAUGUAUUAAAAAUAAAUUUACUACAAUAAAAAAAACUACAGUGCUAAUUUCCUAAGGAUAUUGUUGGAAAAAAGAAAAAGGAUCAUUUGUACAAAAAUAUCUAUUGAAGAAUUUUUUGUAAAAAACUCAUAUGUAACUUGUGUCUAGUAGUUGAGGAUAGCUGAAUGUAUUAUGACAAAUUGUAAUAUUGCUGUAGCAUAAAAAUGAUUUUAAAAAAGCUGCCUAAGGAAGAGGCGAGAAUAUUCUUCUACUGCAGCCCCGCCCCCUUUUAGCGUAAGAUGGGUUUGGACCACAGAGAUCUUUUCCCCAACAAGAUACAACACACAGAGUCCUUCCAUCUCCCUUUAUUCUCCAUAUUUCGCUAUUAAUCCAGAUAAUAAAAACCAUCGGAGCCAAGCAAACUCUUGGACUGCCUCUUUCAUCCCCUCCAGGCCCACCCUCCUGAGGUAGGAGAGGAGAGUGUUUGGAAAGGAGGAAAGGGCAGUCCUGGUACCCGUGAUAGGGGAGAUUACUGGAAUACGGAGGCCUUGGGAGGAAAAGCAGAACCGUUUGGGAGAAAUGUCAGGGAGUCCCCUCACCUCCCCAGAUCAUACUGGCCUGGGGUGGGGGAAAGAGUAGGACCAUCAAAUGGUCCUUCUUUCCCCACCCACCCUUUCAUUAAUGCUCAUCAGAUUGGGGAAAGGGCAUCAGCAGGACUGAGUUUCCCCAAAAGAAGAAUGGGGCUUCUCUUUUCCCCUCCCACCUAAAUGGGGAUGUGCUACUUAAGGCUGGGAUCCUCUUCUAGGCUGGGAAUGGCUGCUAGGCAAGGAAGCCUAGAUUUGGCUGGGAUUCUCCUCUACCCCUUUUUAUAAUCAGCCUCGAGCCUUUCCCUUUGGACUUUAUUAACACUGAGAGCUUUUGGCUGCCAAUCUGGACGAUGGGAGGUGGGGGAAGGGCAGCUCCUCAG